Corticium candelabrum is the source of this 366-nucleotide messenger RNA. Its product is annotated as nucleolar protein 16-like. Lineage: Eukaryota; Metazoa; Porifera; Homoscleromorpha; Homosclerophorida; Plakinidae. Gene Ontology annotation, biological process: ribosomal large subunit biogenesis. Gene Ontology annotation, cellular component: nucleolus. The transcript has 3 exons. The coding region runs from base 1 to 366 and encodes 121 amino acids. The record is from RefSeq and is a predicted model, not a curated record.
AUGGGAUUGAGUUUGGAUCCAAACGUGACGUUGCCGUGCAGACCUCGAGCUGAGAAAGAAUCGGACGUACAAGAAAAGGCAAACGUGGAAGUCGCUGGUAUCGAGAAUGCGAAGAGUGAAGUCGUCACGGAAUUAGAGAAUGAAGCAGCCCAGAUCACAAGACUAGAACGUCACAUUGCACCUGGUGAAGUUCAGUUUCUAACUAAUUUGCUCUUGAAAUAUGGAAAUGACUACAAGAGAAUGGUUAGAGAUAAAUCAAACUACUACCAACAUACAUACAAGCAACUGAAGAGGAAAUGUGAAGCAUUCCUGCUAUCAAAACAAGGAGAGCAAGCGAUGAGACAACUAGAACAACAACAAAUGUGA